GGGCCUCCACAGCCACGCUUUGAAGUGUCACAUGCGAUGGGAACCUUUUUCGGAACAUCUUCCCUGAUGCAGUCAAGAUUUACUUAUGUGACAAGGGGACAAGCAGCUUUUCGUCACCAGAUGUCGUUGCGGGCGUGAAAAACAAAAUGGAAAUGUUUUUUUCGCUAACACAAACCACGUCCAGUACUCUCCGUUCCGUUACUCAAAGUGGACCGCGAUCCACAUCCUUGAAGGAUGGAUUCAGGUGUUCGCUCGCCUAUACGUCUUGCGGGCUUCUGAGGAUGCGGUCGCAAUGGCAGAUGAGACGUGAAGGAGCAAAUCAAGGUGGCCCGGGGGUCCGAAAGAGAGCCCACGUCGGCCGUGCGCUUGCUGCGGUCACGCGGCCCCCUUGUUUACGUGGAGCCACGUGGCGUUUCGGGAGGGUGCGUGAGUGACGAGCCAAAUCACAAUUUAAGUGUUUUCAGCAUCACACGAACCGAUAGAAAGCGGUUCUUUGCUGUCUCGCCGCAUCGGGGAUGAUGAGUGCUCCCAAGUUUCCGAAGCCUUUCAGGACCACGGCCAGAUCCACGACCAGAACAAAAGACGGAUUCGCUUGGCUGGAUGUCAGGGAGCGUCCGGAAAUGUAUGGUCACCGCAAAGCGAAGAAUAAGAGUUCUCAGCUGCUCGUCACGACGUUUGCUGAUUUUCUGCACGUAUGGAACUUUAUUUUUUUUUCUUGAUCUUGCCACAUCAAAUUAUAGCACAUAUUGUACACACGUGGGUCAGUCCUGAGUUGGCGGACUAUUCAUCCAAUUCAACCGUCACUGGUGAGAAAACAAAGUCAUUGGUUGGGUGUCAUUUGUUGAAAAUAUUUCAUGAAGGUUGCUGAAUAAAUCAUACACAACAGUCACGUUUGAUUUUAAUCCUAUUUUAGCAUUCCUAGAGUUAGCGUUAGCAUCAUUGCUACUUGCGAACGGGCCACGAGCGAUUGGUGCUUUCCUCCGAUGGCUGCCGGCUAGUGAAUUAGCGUCUAAACUGCUCACGUUUACACGGGUUGGCAAACUCUGCUCGCCUUUUCACGCUUUCCACUUCAUCCCUCGGGUGCGACUCGUUCCAAUGAUUCGACGGGUUUCUUGUAUUGCCUUCGUUUUGGACGACAUAGCACGCGCUACAGCUUCCUUCUCCACGUAGCUAGUGAGUGAACUUCUCUUGUACAAAUCGCUUCAUCUUCGGCAAUCAUGGCUGCCCACCAGCUGCGCGUGUCAAGCUGUACGUUUGGUCCCUUCGUUAGCAUGACUUUCUGUUUACGGCUUCUUCUUUCAUUUGUUGGCGGUUUCUGUUGCUUUCAACUUGCAAACCAAUGUUAGAAGGGGCGCACAUUUCCGCCACGUCUGAGUGAGUCAAUCUGUUCACAGGUCGCCGGUCUGUCUCUCUGCGGCCCGGGUGCCGGUCCACGUAUCGGUGGUUGGGGACCCCUGGUGUACCUCAUCGAAAUAAUUAAUGAUAAUAAUAAUAAUAAUAAUAAUAAUAAUAAUAAUAUUUGCAAGUAUCUCAGUGACGGUCCCUGAUGCUUGACUGGCCCCGCCCACUGGAAGGAUGGAGCGAGAUGGACGGGGAGGGAGACACCGGCUUACGACGUCAAAGGAGUACGCGCACGCGCGCGCGUCGCAUACCGACCACACGCUCAGAGGAUACAGGAGAACCGACGGACUGCCAAUUCCCGGCGCUCCACGGAAGGAAGGCGCAAUAUCCAUCCGUGCCAACACAUUGACGUCGUCCGGCGAGACAUUUGGGCGAUUUAUGUUUUCGGAAAGAACAGAGCAAUCUCUGGAGCGUCACGCGAGAGGAGUGGGGGGAAAACGCGCUCCUUUCCCGAAUGAAGGGUUUUGUAGAUUUGCUUUCGAAAGGGAUUUCAAGAGCCACCAGUAGUCAAAUGAACUGAAUCGUCGAGACCGAACAAGUCCGAGGCGGAAGACGGGAAGACGUCCACUGUUUGCGUCGAUUCUUUGCCGAGAGCAGCACCACAGACUCUCAAUGAAGGAGCCGGACGCAAUCAAGCUCUUCAUUGGGCAAAUACCCCGCAACCUGGAGGAAAAGGACCUGAAGCCCAUUUUUGAGCAAUUCGGCAAGAUUUACGAGCUGACGGUGAUCAAGGACAAAUACACGGGCAUGCACAAAGGAUGCGCCUUCCUGACUUACUGCGCCCGUGAGUCGGCCCUCAAAGCCCAGAAUGCGCUGCACGAGCAGAAGACGCUGCCGGGGAUGAACCGCCCAAUCCAGGUGAAGCCAGCAGACAGUGAGAGUAGAGGGGAAGACAGGAAGCUGUUUGUGGGCAUGCUGGGAAAGCAGCAGACGGACCCUGACGUGAGAAAGAUGUUUGAAGCGUUCGGCAGCAUCGAGGAGUGCACGGUGCUCCGCGGGCCCGACGGAACCAGCAAAGGAUGCGCAUUUGUCAAGUUCCACAGCAACGUCGAGGCCCAAGCCGCUAUCAACGCUCUGCACGGGAGUCGAACUCUACCGGGAGCCUCAUCCAGUCUGGUGGUGAAGUUUGCCGAUUCGGAGAAGGAGCGGGGGCUCCGGCGAAUGCAGCAGGUGGCCUCUCAGCUGGGAGUCAUCGGUCCCAUGACCCUGCACCUCGGGGCCUACAACGCCUACGCGCAAGCUUUGAUGCAGCAGCAGCAGGCGCUGGUCGCCCAGUCGGCCUACCUCUCUCCCGUCGCCACGGUGGCGGCCGUUCAGAUGCAACAGCUGGCCGCCCUCAACCCCAGCGGCAUCAUCGCCACGCCGAUCGCAUCCAUCACCCCCUCCUCAGGUACCAGCACGCCGCCGUCCAUCGCCGCCACCCCGGUUCCCGCUCUGCCGCCACCCAUCGCCGUGAGCGGCUACCCCUCGGCGGCGGCACCGCCCAGCGGCCAGUCGGCGACCGAGGCCUUGUACGCCAACGGGGUCCACGCCUAUCAAGCUCCGAGUCCUGUGUUGGACCCCCUGCAGCAAGCGUACGCGGGCAUGCAGCACUACACAGCCACCUAUCCUGCCGCCUACAGCCUGGUGGGGCAGCCGUUCCCCCACCAACCCACCCUGGUAGCCCAGCAGCCGCAGCAGGCGCAGCAGCUACAGCAACGUGAAGGUCCCGAAGGCUGCAACAUCUUCAUCUACCACCUGCCUCAGGAGUUCACCGACUCGGAGAUCCUGCAAAUGUUCUUGCCCUUUGGAAAUGUCAUCUCGGCCAAGGUCUUUGUCGACCGCGCCACCAACCAAAGCAAAUGCUUCGGCUUUGUGAGCUUUGACAACCCCUCCAGCGCUCAGACCGCCAUCCAAGCCAUGAAUGGCUUCCAGAUCGGCAUGAAGAGACUCAAGGUGCAACUGAAGAGGCCCAAGGAUGCCAACAGACCUUAUUGAGAGGAGGACAAUGUAAGAGUUCAAUCAAGAAAACCACCUCGGGAUGUCCCAGCCUUGUAUGGUUGUUUGACCAACCACAAUAGCACAUAGGAGCAACACUUCUUACACACACACACACACACACACACACACACA
Hippocampus comes (tiger tail seahorse) is the source of this 3513-nucleotide messenger RNA. RefSeq names its product cugbp, Elav-like family member 3a (gene celf3a). Lineage: Eukaryota; Metazoa; Chordata; Actinopteri; Syngnathiformes; Syngnathidae. Gene Ontology annotation, molecular function: RNA binding. The record is from RefSeq and is a predicted model, not a curated record. The coding region runs from base 2014 to 3378 and encodes 454 amino acids. The transcript has 15 exons.